Molecule: messenger RNA, 4252 nt
Organism: Tachyglossus aculeatus (Australian echidna)
Lineage: Eukaryota; Metazoa; Chordata; Mammalia; Monotremata; Tachyglossidae
Gene: ADCY5
Product: adenylate cyclase 5
Exons: 22
Coding region: 176-3958 (1260 amino acids)
Biological process (GO): adenylate cyclase-activating G protein-coupled receptor signaling pathway; intracellular signal transduction; adenylate cyclase-inhibiting G protein-coupled receptor signaling pathway
Cellular component (GO): plasma membrane
Molecular function (GO): adenylate cyclase activity
Source: RefSeq, a predicted model, not a curated record
GCCGGGCCCCGGCCCGCCCUCCACGGGCGACCCCAGCCUCGUCCCGCUGCUCGGCCCGCCGGGCCGCCGACCCCCGGCGCGACCCCCCGGGGGGGAAGGCGACGACGAGGACGAGGAAGAAGAGGAGGAGGAGGAGGAGGAGGAGGAGGCGGAAGACCGGGAGGUCGCGAGGGGCAUGUCUCGGCCCAGCAGCGUGAGCACCCCCGGCCUCGGGGCCCCCCUCCGCGGGGGCGCGGAGCUCCGCUCGGCCUGGGCCGAGGCCGAGUCCCGAGCCAACGGGUUCCCCUGCCCUUCGGGACCGGGACCGAGGCCGGAACCGGGCCCGGGCCCGGGACCCCCGCCGCCGCCGCCGUCGGCCCCGCGCGGGCUCAGCGAGCCGGACCCCGCAGCCCCGAGAGCCGGAGGUGGGGGCGGCGGAGUGGGGGGCGGCAUGGGGGGCGGCGGAGUGGGGGGCGGCGGGGGAGGCUUCCACUCCAAGCCGGCCUGGCAGGCGCACGGCGAGGACGGCGGCCGCGGGAGCCGCCGCAGCUACCGGCGGGGCCCGGCCGGGGGGUCGUCCGCGGGCUCGGGGCCCGGCGGCGAGGGCGGCCUGGGCCCGGGCGGCGAGGGGCGGCCGCGCUCCGCGGAGCCGGGGCCGGGAGACCGGCGGGGCCGGCGGCGGGCGGGAGCCGGGGGUCCCGGGGCCGAGCCCGGCGGCCCCGACGGGGCGGGGGGCGGCGAGGACGCGGACUCGCGCGGGAGCCCCGCGGCGUCGUCGUCGUCGUCGUCCCCCCACGCGCGCUGUUGCCGGGGCCUGGCGCGCAUCUUCCGCUCCAAGAAGUUCCGCUCGGAGAAGCUGGAGCGGCUGUACCAGCGCUACUUCUUCCGACUGAACCAGAGCAGCUUGACCAUGCUGGCCGGAGCCCUGGCCGUCGUGGGCCUCGUGCUGCUGGGCCUGCACGCCGCCCGCGGGCGCGACCACCUGCCCUUCGCCGCCGUCCUGGCCGGCGCCGUGGUCGCCGUGCUGGUCCUGGCCGCGCUGUGCAACCGGGCGGACUUCCACCAGGAUCAGCUGGGCCUGGCCUGCUACGCGCUCAUGGCCGUGCUGCUGGCCGUGCAGGCGGCCAGGGUCCUCCUGCCGCCGCCGCCGCCGCACAGCGCCUCGGACGGGCUCUGGUGGACCGUCUUCUGCGUCUACACCGUCUACACCCUCCUGCCCGUCCGCAUGCGGGCCGCCGUGCUCAGCGGCCUCCUGCUAUCCGCCAUCCACCUGGGCCUCGCCCUACGCGCCCGUGCCCACGACCGGGCCCUGCUCCGCCAGCUCGUCUCCAACGUCCUGAUCUUCUCGUGCACCAACCUGAUGGGCGCCUGUGCCCACUACCCGGCCGAGGGCUCGCAGCGCCAGGCCUUCCAGGAGACGCGCCAGUGCAUCCAGGCCCGCCUACACUCGCAACGGGAGAACCAGCAGCAGGAGCGGUUGCUGCUGUCGGUGCUGCCCCGGCACGUCGCCAUGGAGAUGAAAGCCGACAUCCAUGCCAAGCAGGAGGAUAUGAUGUUCCACAAGAUUUACAUCCAGAAACACGACAACGUCAGCAUCCUGUUCGCCGACAUCGAGGGCUUCACUAGCCUCGCCUCGCAGUGCACGGCGCAGGAGCUGGUGAUGACCCUCAACGAGCUGUUCGCCCGCUUCGACAAGCUGGCCGCCGAGAACCACUGUUUACGGAUCAAGAUCCUUGGCGACUGUUACUACUGCGUGUCGGGGCUCCCGGAGGCCCGCGCCGACCACGCCCACUGCUGCGUGGAGAUGGGCAUGGACAUGAUCGAGGCCAUCUCGCUGGUGCGGGAGGUGACUGGUGUGAACGUGAACAUGCGUGUGGGCAUCCACAGUGGCCGUGUGCACUGCGGUGUGCUCGGCCUGCGCAAGUGGCAGUUUGACGUCUGGUCCAACGAUGUCACACUCGCCAAUCAAAUGGAGGCGGGUGGUGCAGCGGGGCGCAUUCACAUCACCAAGGCCACGCUUAACUACCUGAACGGAGACUACGAGGUGGAACCGGGGUCCGGGGGUGAGCGCAACGCUUACCUCAAGGAUCACAACAUCGAAACCUUUCUCAUCAUUCGCUGCAGCCAGAAGCGGAAAGAGGAAAAGGCCAUGAUUGCCAGGAUGAAUCGACAACGUGCCAAUUCCAUCGGUCACAACCCACCCCCCUGGGCUGCUGACCGCCCCUUCUACAGCCACCGGGGUGGCGGCGGCCAUCAGGUCUCCAAGGAAAUGAAGAGGAUGGGUUUUGAAGACCCCAAGGACAAGAACACUCAGGAAAACAUGAACCCCGAGGACGAGGUGGACGAGUUUCUGGGCCGAGCCAUCGAUGCCCGGAGCAUCGACCGGCUACGAUCUGAGCAUGUGCGGAAAUUCCUACUGACUUUCCGGGAGCCCGACCUGGAACGGAAGUACUCCAAGCAGGUGGACGGCCGGUUCGGAGCUUACGUGGCCUGCGCCUCCAUCGUCUUUCUGUUCAUCUGCCUCGUCCAGAUGACCGUCGUUCCCCACUCCAGGUUCAUGCUGGGCGCCUACCUGGCCGCUGCCCUGAUGCUCACGGCUGUGGUGUUUGUGUCCGGGGUCUACACCUGCACCACGCUGUGCCCGGCGCCCCUGCAGUCGCUGUCCCGGAAGAUCGUCCAGUCCCGGAGGAACAGCACGGCAGUCGGUGUCUGCACCAUCUCCCUCGUGUUCCUGUCUGCCUUCGUCAACAUGUUCACAUGCAGCCGCGUGGACCUGCUCAGCUGUCUGGCUGCCGAGCACAACGUUUCACGGAACGAGAUCAACGCCUGCCACGUGCUCGCGUCUGAGCUCAACUUCACCCUGGGUGCGGAGCUGACCUCCUGCGGCAGCUCCCAGCCUCAGUGCCACUUUCCUGAGUACUUCACCUACAGCGUGCUGCUGAGCCUGCUGGCCUGCUCGGGGUUCCUGCAGAUGAGCUGCCCAGGGAAGCUGGCGCUGCUGCUGGUGGCCGAGGCGGUCUACGUCCUCAUCGUCGAGGGCCCCGCCGCCGCCCUCUUCGACAACGCCGACCUGCUCAACGCCGCCGCCGACGUCCUAGAUUUUCAAAACGGGACCAUGGAAUGCCACCCCCAGGAGACCAAGGUGUCCCUGAAGAUCGUGACCCCACUGGUGAUCAGCGUCUUCGUCCUGGCCCUCUACCUUCACGCCCAGCAGAUGGAGUCCACAGCCAGGCUCGACUUCCUCUGGAAGCUGCAGGCCACGGAGGAGAAGGAAGAGAUGGAGGAGCUGCAGGCGUACAACCGUCGGCUGCUGCACAACAUCCUUCCCAAGGACGUGGCGGCGCACUUCCUGGCCCGCGAGCGGCGCAACGAUGAGCUGUACUACCAGUCCUGUGAGUGCGUGGCCGUCAUGUUCGCCUCCAUCGCCAACUUCUCUGAAUUCUACGUAGAACUGGAGGCCAACAAUGAGGGCGUCGAGUGUCUGCGCCUGCUCAACGAGAUCAUCGCAGACUUUGACGAGAUCAUCAGCAAGGACCAGUUCCGGCAGCUGGAGAAGAUCAAGACCAUCGGCAGCACGUACAUGGCGGCAUCGGGCCUCAAUGACUCCACCUACGACAAGGCAGGGAAGACCCACAUCAAGGCCCUGGCCGAUUUUGCCAUGAAGCUCAUGGACCAGAUGAAACACAUCAACGAGCACUCCUUUAACAACUUCCAGAUGAAGAUCGGGCUGAACAUCGGGCCGGUGGUCGCCGGGGUGAUCGGGGCGCGGAAGCCCCAGUACGACAUUUGGGGAAACACAGUGAAUGUGGCCAGCCGCAUGGACAGCACCGGCAUCCCUAACAGAAUCCAGGUGACCACGGACAUGUACCAGGUGCUGGCGGCCAGUACGUACCAGCUGGAGUACCGCGGCGUGGUCAAGGUCAAGGGCAAAGGGGAGAUGAUGACGUACUUUCUCAACGGCGGCCCCCAGCCCAGUUAACGGCGGGCCGGCAGGACGCCCCCUCCCCUCCCGCCUCCCUGCCCCCCCGCGCGGCUUCCCCGGGCCGGGGGCCGGGCCGGGCUCUGUCGGCCGCCCCCUCCCCGACCCCGAGCUUUCUGUCAACCAAAGAAGCUUCCGCCGGGACCCCCCAGGAUCCAGAACCCCGGGACCCCCCAGGACAGGGGAAGGAGGCGCCCCCCGACCCCUCCCCCGGGUCUCCGCCCGGGAAAGAUAUUUAUUAAGCCGAACCGACACAGCCCCCGCGUUGCCCCGUGCCCCAGGGCUGCCGGCUGG